This is a messenger RNA of Cooperia oncophora, 696 nucleotides long. NCBI's taxonomy places the organism in Eukaryota, Metazoa, Nematoda, Chromadorea, Rhabditida, Trichostrongylidae. The record is from the annotation of a GenBank genome assembly.
UUGAAUUCACAUUUACAGGAGAUAUGGAUAGAUUCUCCGCAUUGCCUCGGAACCCGGGAAGUAUUAUCGAUUCACAAGGAGAAGCAAAAGAGCGGAAAGAUCUUUGAAAAGUGGGAAAUGGGUAACUAUUAUUGGCGAACAUUCGCAAAAAUCGAUAAACGAGUCAACUAUAGGCGUUCGUUAGUCCUCUAUUACAAAAAUAUUCAGAAAAACGACAAAAUUAUACUGUUCGCUGAAACUCGGGAGGAAUGGAUGACAACUGCUCUUGCAUGCUUCAAGAGCUGCUUACCAGUUGUUACUGUAUAUGCCACACUCGGUGACGAAGCUGUGGAAUAUGCUUUGAGAGAAGUCGAUGCGAAAACUGUUUUCACAUCUGAAAUCUUGUUGCCUAAGGUGUCGAAAGCGAUAAAAAAUGGCGCUGAUGUAAAGAACGUCAUCUAUUUCCCGAGCCCUGAUCCAGCGACUGAUCACAAGCAUGAUGAUGAGAGCGUACAAAUGCUCUCCUUCGAGGAUCUGCUGAAUAAGGGAACUGUAAGUUUUAGGAACCGAACCAUUUACGCCAAGGAGCUCACAGAAGACAUAGCCGUCAUAAUGUACACUUCUGGAACAACUGGAAACCCAAAAGGAGUCAUGAUUUCUCAUGAGAAUAUCCUUGCAGCUGUAGCAGGGCAACUAGCUGUUAUUGAUAUCAUGUAA